Capsicum annuum is the source of this 2983-nucleotide messenger RNA. RefSeq names its product G-type lectin S-receptor-like serine/threonine-protein kinase At4g27290. Bases 330 to 2873 code for a protein of 847 amino acids. NCBI's taxonomy places the organism in Eukaryota, Viridiplantae, Streptophyta, Magnoliopsida, Solanales, Solanaceae. The record is from RefSeq and is a predicted model, not a curated record. The transcript is spliced from 7 exons. Gene Ontology annotation, biological process: recognition of pollen; protein phosphorylation. Gene Ontology annotation, molecular function: protein serine/threonine kinase activity; ATP binding.
CUUGUGUCUUACCCCUUAGUUAAAACAAUUCCAAAGUUGGAAACACUUAACUAAGAGUCCAUCCUCCUGUCCUAUAGCCAGGCAAUAAUUGCAUAGAUCCAUUAUACAAAAGAUGCUUCAAUUAUUUGUUCUCAUCUUGUUCUUCCCACUUCCAUGGCUUAAUAGGAGCAUUGACAAUUACAUAUUUGGCUAACAAAUAUCCUUCUGCAAACAAGUCAAAGUGCUGGCCACUAUGCUGCACUUUGAUAUAUGAAAUGAUAGGACUGUUAAUGAGAAAGAUUUGCUACGCCCUGUGAAAUAGAGAAGAAAGAUUCAUUAGAUUUCGUAGCAUGAAUGCGUUACAAAGGAAAUGUUUUUACCUAUUAUUGCUGUUGUAUUUGUAUUCCACUCAUCACACUUUUGGUGCUACAGAUAGUAAAAUAACGAGGACUCAGUUUCUUAAGGAUGGCGAUUAUAUUGCUUCACAUGGUGGAAGCUUCGAAAUGGGGUUCUUCAGUACAGGUAAUUCUAAAAAUCGGUACGUAGGUAUGUGGUACAAGAACAUAUCUGUUAGGACAGUGGUGUGGGUUGCUAACAGAGAUGCUCCUUUGACUAGUGGAUCAGGUGUCUUGAAAGUAAUAAAGCCGGGAGUUCUUGUUCUUCUGAAUCGUACUAACAAUGUUGUGUGGUCAACUAACACAUCGAGAUCCGUGCAGAGUCCCGUUGCACAGUUGAUGGAUUCUGGAAAUCUUGUUGUGAAAGAGGCUGGUGAUGAUAACCCGGAAAAUUUCCUCUGGCAGAGCUUUGAUCACGCGACUGAUACGCUUUUACCAGGCAUGAAACUCGGUUGGAACUUUGUGACUGGCAGAGAGGUGUAUUUGUCAUCAUGGAAGAAUGAGGAGGAUCCAGCUACCGGUGAUUAUACAUAUCGUUGUGAUCCUUCUGGAUAUCCACAGAACAUCUUGAAGAAGGGCUCAGAUCUUAAGUAUCGCUCUGGACCGUGGAAUGGUCUUCGUUUUAGUGGGGCGAUAAGUUCAAGAGAAAGUCCUUUCUAUACAUUUGGGAUAUUUUCAAGUAAGACAGAGGUGUAUUUUGGAUAUAAGCUCACAUCUUCAGUUACCACAAGGUUGACACUAAAUCAGAAUGGUGUAUUACAGCGCUGGACUUGGGGUGACCGUGUACAGAAUUGGAUCCCUUACCUUGCAAUACCUACAGACAACUGUGAUGUUUACAAACUGUGUGGUGCAUAUGGUAGCUGCAACAGUCAAAAUUCUCCUGUAUGUGGAUGCUUGGACAAAUUUGUGCCAAAACACAAAGAAGAUUGGCAGAAGGCAGACUGGUCAAGUGGCUGUGUUCGAAAGACUGAACUAAACUGCCUCCAGGGAGAUGUAUUUUUAAAGUAUUCGCAUAUCAAAUUACCAGACACACGGAAUUCCUGGUCCAAUGUCACUAUGACACUAGAAGAAUGCAAGAAUAUGUGCUUAAGAAACUGCUCUUGUAUGGCUUACUCAAAUAUUGACAUACGCAAUGGAGGAAGUGGAUGCUUAUUGUGGUUCCAUGAAUUGCUUGACAUUCGGCAGCUAUUUAAAGAAGGGCAAGAUAUCUAUAUAAGAAUAGCUUCCUCUGAAUUAGAUAGUCUGGAGAAAUCAGAUGGAAAGACGGGAAGAGUACUAUAUUGGAUCCUGCCUUUAUCAGUUGGUUUAGUUCUGGUAAUUAUCCUUAGCAUGCUGAUAUUUCACAGAAGAAGGAAGGCGGCGUUAAAGCUUAAAAAGAAAGGAAAAUGGGAGUGCAGUGGCAAUUUCAAGAUGGAUUACGCCAGUGGUUGUUGCACUGAAGAAUUUGAGAUACCGCUGUUUGACUUAUCUACCAUAAUGAACGCUACCAAUAACUUUUCAGUUAAUCGAAAGAUUGGAGAGGGGGGCUUUGGUCCUGUUUAUAAGGGAAUACUUGAACAAGGACAAGAAAUAGCUGUCAAGCGGCUGUCUAAAACAUCCAAGCAAGGCGAAGUCGAGUUCAAGAACGAAGUGGUAUAUAUUUCCAAACUUCAGCAUAGAAAUCUUGUGAAGAUUCUUGGAUGCUGCAUUGAAGGAGAAGAAAAAUUGUUGAUAUAUGAGUACUUGCCAAACGGAAGUCUUGAUUCAUUUAUAUUCGGUAACGGACAAAGCAGGAUAUUAGACUGGCCUAAGCGUUUUCACAUUAUCAAUGGGAUUGCUCGGGGACUUGUGUAUCUACAUCAAGAUUCUCAGCUGAGGAUAAUUCAUAGAGACCUGAAAGCUAACAACAUUUUGCUAGACAAUGACAUGAACCCAAAAAUAUCAGAUUUUGGUAUAGCAAGAUGUUAUGAAGAGGACGAGCAUGCAGCCAGGACAAACCGAAUUAUUGGAACAUACGGGUACCUCUCACCAGAAUAUGCAUUAUACGGGGUAUACUCAGUAAAAUCAGAUGUGUUCAGCUUUGGUAUCUUAUUACUGGAAAUUGUUAGUGGAAAAAGCAACAGAAAAUUCUCUCCUUCAGACCUUAACCUUAGUCUAAUCGGACAUGCAUGGGAACUCUACAAGGAAGGUAGGUCAAUAGAACUACUUGAUGAACGCCUACGUGAUUCUUGUUUUGCACCUCAAGAGGUGGUACGAUCAAUCUGUGUUGGUCUAUUAUGUGUCCAACAACGUCCAGAUGAUCGUCCAAGUAUGUCUUCCGUGGUUAUAAUGUUAAACAAUGAAGGUCCGGUGCCUCAGGCUAAAGAACCAGCCUUUUACAUAAAAGGAGAUGCGUCGGAUACUGAAUUAUUUUCUGCCCAAUUUGCACAUAGUACAACACUGACACCCCGUUUGAAUAUUAGGCGACAGACAGAGAAUACUAGUUCACUUUUUAAAGCAAUUUCUUUUGUAGCAAUGUAGCUAAGCUUGCAUUCUAACAAAUUAUAGCUAACCCUUACUCUCAGAAUGUAUAUUUGACAUUUUAUCGACACAUUACAUAUCAUGCCCGAGCAAAUUAUUAUCUUAUCAUA